Messenger RNA from Bufo bufo (common toad), 2220 nucleotides. It is a transcript of the gene DSPP, whose product is annotated as dentin sialophosphoprotein. Bases 1 to 2220 code for a protein of 739 amino acids. The transcript is spliced from 4 exons. NCBI's taxonomy places the organism in Eukaryota, Metazoa, Chordata, Amphibia, Anura, Bufonidae. The record is from RefSeq and is a predicted model, not a curated record.
AUGCCGAUGCCCGCAGUGGUCAUCACAGUGCACAUGCCCAGGCAGAGCGGCCUGGGCACUUACUGCCCGAAUGCUGCCCCGGGGCACUUCAGUGAUAAAAGUGACAUCACUGGCGACAGCAGUGCUAAUAAUAGUGACAGCAGUGAUAUUAGUGACAUCACUGGUGACAGCAGUAAUUUUAGUGACAUCACUGGUGACAGCAGUGCUGAUAAUAGUGACAGCAGUAAUAUUAGUGACAUCACUGGUGACAGCAGUACUGAUAAUAGUGACAUCACUGGCGACAGCAGUACUGAUAAUAGUGACAGCAGUAAUAUUAGUGACAUCACUGGUGACAGCAGUGCUGAUAAUAGUGACAGCAGUAAUAUUAGUGACAUCACUGGUGACAGCAGUGCUGAUAAUAGUGACAGCAGUAAUAUUAGUGACAUAACUGGUGACAGCAGUACUGAUAAUAGUGACAUCACUGGCGACAGCAGUACUGAUAAUAGUGACAGCAGUAAUAUUAGUGACAUCACUGGUGACAGCAGUACUGAUAAUAGUGACAGCAGUGAUAUUAGUGACAUUACUGGUGACAGCAGUACUGAUAAUAGUGACAGCAGUAAUAUUAGUGACAUCACUGGUGACAGCAGUAAUAUUAGUGACAUCACUGGUGACAGCAGUACUGAUAAUAGUGACAUCACUGGCGACAGCAGUACUGAUAAUAGUGACAGCAGUAAUAUUAGUGACAUCACUGGUGACAGCAGUACUGAUAAUAGUGACAGCAGUGAUAUUAGUGACAUUACUGGUGACAGCAGUACUGAUAAUAGUGACAGCAGUAAUAUUAGUGACAUCACUGGUGACAGCAGUAAUAUUAGUGACAUCACUGGUGACAGCAGUACUGAUAAUAGUGACAUCACUGCUGACAUCAGCAUUGAUAAUAGUGACAGCCGUAAUAAUAGUGACAUCACUGGUGACAGUAGUGCUGAUAAUAGUGACAGUCCUGGUGACGUCAAUAAUAAUAGUGACAGCCCUGGUGACAGCAGUGCUGAUAAUAGUGACAGCAGUAAUAUUAGUGACAUCACUGGUGACAUCAGCAUUGAUAAUAGUGACAGCAGUAAUAAUAGUGACAUCACUGGUGACAUCACUUGUGACAGUAGUGCUGAUAAUAGUGACAGCCCUGGUGACGUCAGUAAUAAUAGUGACAGCCCUGGUGACGUCAGUAAUAAUAGUGACAGCCCUGGUGACAGUAGUGCUGAUAAUAGUGACAGUGGUGACAGCAGUAAUAAUAGUGACAGCCCUGGUGACAGCAGUACUGAUAAUAGUGACAUCACUGGUGACAGCCCUGGUGACAGCAGUGCUGAUAAUAGUGACAGCAGUAAUAAUAGUGACAGCCCUGGUGACGUCAGUAGUAAUAGUGACAGCCCUGGUGACAGCAGUAAUAAUAGUGACAGCCCUGGUGACAUCACUGGUGACAGCAGUAGUAAUAGUGACAGCCCUGGUGACGUCAGUAGUAAUAGUGACAGCCCUGGUGACAUCACUGGUGACAGCAGUGCUGAUAAUAGUGACAGUAGUAAUAGUGACAGCCCUGGUGACAUCAGUAGUAAUAGUGACAGCCCUGGUGACGUCACUGGUGACAGCAGUAGUAAUAGUGACAGCCCUGGUGACGUCAGUAGUAAUAGUGACAGCCCUGGUGACAGCAGUAGUAAUAGUGACAGCCCUGGUGACAGCAGUAGUAGUAGUGACAGUCCUGGGGACGUCAGUAGUAAUAGUGACAGCCCUGGUGACGUCAGUGGUAAUAGUGACAGUCCUGGGGACGUCAGUAGUAAUAGUGACAGUCCUGGUGACGUCAGUGGUAAUAGUGACAGCCCUGGUGACGUCACUGGUGACAGAAGUAGUAAUAGUGACAGCCCUGGUGACAUCAGUAGUAAUAGUGACAGCCCUGGUGACGUCAGCAGUAAUAGUGACAGCCCUGGUGACGUCAGUAGUAAUAGUGACAGUCCUGGUGACGUCAGUGGUAAUAGUGACAGCCCUGGUGACAGCAGUAGUAAUAGUGACAGCCCUGGUGACGUCAGUAGUAAUAGUGACAGCCCUGGUGACAUCACUGGUGACAGCAGUAGUAAUAGUGACAGCCCAGAUUAUCCUACUACAACUGUCGCCUCCUUCUACUCCACAUUAUAUCUCAGGCUCUCAUUGGAAACCAGUGCUGAAUUAUCCCUCUUUCUGGAUUAUCAAAUGCCAGACUAA